Molecule: messenger RNA, 429 nt
Organism: Pedinophyceae sp. YPF-701
Lineage: Eukaryota; Viridiplantae; Chlorophyta; Pedinophyceae
Source: the annotation of a GenBank genome assembly
AUGUCGUACAUGCUCCCCCAUCUCCGAAACGGCUACGCCGUGGACCAAGCCAUCACCUCGGAGGAGGACCGCGUGGUCAUCAUCCGCUUCGGGCACGACUGGGACCCCGAGUGCAUGCUCCAGGACGAGCUCCUCGCGUCGAUCUCCGAGAAGAUCAAGAACUUUGCCGUCGUGUACCUGGUCGACAUCGACGAGGUGCCGGACUUCAACACGAUGUACGAGCUGUACGACGCGUGCACGUGCAUGUUCUUCUUCCGGAACAAGCACAUCAUGAUCGACCUGGGCACGGGCAACAACAACAAGAUCACGUGGGCCUUCUCGGACAAGCAGGAGUUCAUCGACAUUGUGGAAACGGUCUACCGCGGGGCGCGCAAGGGCCGCGGCCUCGUCGUCGCGCCCAAGGACUACUCCACCAAGUACCGGUACUGA